AUUCACUUGUGAUCAGUGCGGGAAGAGUUUCACACAAAAAGUAAACCUUAAUAACCACAUGAUCAUCCACACUGGAGAAAAACUGCACCCAUGUGAUCAAUGCGGAAAAACAUUUUUGAGGGCUUCAAGCCUGAAGGAUCACCUGAAAGUUCAUUCAAAGGAGAAACCACAUUCAUGUUCUUUGUGUGGAAAGAGUUUUUCAUAUCUGCAGAAUUUAAAAGUUCAUCAGAAGAGACAUACUGGUGUGAGAGAUCAUAUGUGCUUUGAGUGUGAGGAGAUUUUUAUUACGGUUACAGAAUUGAAGCAGCACCAGAGGAUCCACACUGGAGAGAAACCUUACAAGUGUUCACACUGCGACAAGAGAUUCAGUCGGUUAGAAAAUCUGAAAUCACAUGAGAGGAUUCACACUGGAGAGAAACCUUACAAGUGUUCACACUGCGACAAGACAUUCAGUCGGUCAGAUACCCUGAAAAGACAUGAGAGGAUUCACACUGGAGAGAAACCUUACAAGUGUUCACACUGCGACAAGACAUUCAGUCGGUCAGAUAACCUGAAAAGACAUGAGAGGAUUCACACUGGAGAGAAACCAUAUCACUGCACUGCAUGUGGGAAGAGUUUCAGGCAUUCAUCAGAGUCAUUUAAUCAUACAAACAACAAUCACUGUAAAUUCAGUUCAAUUCACGUUUCUUAGUAUAGCGAUUUUCACAAUACAAAUCGUUGCAAAGCACUAAUUCUUAGUUACCUCAGGAUGCCCAUCACAUGGCAGAAACAGAGAAGCAGUUCACGCUGUUUCAUGUAAUUGUAAAAUACACGCUACAUAGUUUUAC
This is a messenger RNA of Sinocyclocheilus anshuiensis, 827 nucleotides long. Its product is annotated as putative zinc finger protein 286B. Gene Ontology annotation, biological process: regulation of gene expression. Bases 59 to 691 code for a protein of 210 amino acids. The record is from RefSeq and is a predicted model, not a curated record. The transcript has a single exon. Gene Ontology annotation, cellular component: nucleus. NCBI's taxonomy places the organism in Eukaryota, Metazoa, Chordata, Actinopteri, Cypriniformes, Cyprinidae.